Nerophis lumbriciformis (worm pipefish) is the source of this 1782-nucleotide messenger RNA. NCBI's taxonomy places the organism in Eukaryota, Metazoa, Chordata, Actinopteri, Syngnathiformes, Syngnathidae. The record is from RefSeq and is a predicted model, not a curated record.
AUGUCAUCAUCAUCAUCCUACGCCGCUGCUUUAUCCGCCCUUGUUACUGCCAACUUGCCUGCUCAACAUUUACAACUAAGUGCUCAUUGUGCCCCUGAGCCCUCCGCCUCACAUGGGAGUGCCUCAUCUAGCACAGCUUCUUCCCAGUCUCCUCCAGUCGAAGCACAUCCAUCCCCGCCUGAGUCGGUGGGAUCAUACAACGAGCAGGAGAACCCGGCAGAUUAUGGGAUAGGAGGUUAUUAUCCUGUUGAAAUUGGAGAGAUUUUUGAGGAUCGAUACCAGGUGGUCAAAAAGUUGGGAUGGGGUCACUUUUCGACUGUGUGGCUCUGCUGGGAUAUGGUGACAAGGCAUUUUGUUGCACUGAAGGUGGUGAAAAGUGCUCUGAUGUUUACAGAGACAGCGUUGGAUGAGAUCAAACUUCUGAAAUGUGUGAGGGACAGUGACCCUAGAGACCCCAAACGUGAGAGUAUUGUUCAACUAAUUGAUGACUUCAGGAUCUCUGGAGUACAUGGAGAACAUGUGUGCAUGGUAUUGGAAGUUCUGGGCCAUCAGCUCUUGAGAUGGAUCAUCAAAUCCAACUACACUGGUCUUCCAAUCCCUUGUGUCAAAAGCAUUAUCAGACAGGUUCUGCAGGGUUUGGAGUAUUUGCACACUAAGUGCAAGAUCAUACACACAGACAUCAAGCCAGAAAACAUUCUCCUACGGGUGGAUGAAGUGUAUGUUCAGAAACUGGCAGCUAACACCAAACUGUGGCAACUGCCUGAUUCCAUUGCGUUCACCAGCCAACCAAAAAGUUCAACAGCCAAACAAAAAAAGAGUUUGUCCAACUUAAUGGGAAGAUUGACAGGGGUUUUUCACAACAUCGGGAAUUGGUCUAGCAAAGCUUCAAGGUCAAAUCUAAAACGACUGAUAUGGACGGAGAGGAAGCAACGAGCCAAGGACAAUGCCUCUGACCAUGGCCAAAAGCAACGUCGUGAUGGCAUUUCCGAUGUUACAACUCCGUCUCGUGGAUUUACCGCUACUUGUCAAUCAUUGCUCCCGGCUUCUGACCUCACAUUAAGGAGACGGACCUUGCUGUUGUCCGACGGGCAGAACUCACCUAUGCUCAGUUCCAGAGACAUCAGCUCAUCAUUGCCAGACAUUACAAAAAAUGUUCGCAUUUCUGCUCCAGAUUUCUCCAGAUGUCAAUUUUUACAUCAGACGUCUGACAAGCAAACCUCCCCUAAUGGAAUCAGUGACUAUGACGGUCCUCUUGACCUUCUGUUGCCGCAAAAUGCUGACAAGCUGUUUAUUAAGAUUGCUGAUCUGGGCAAUGCUUGCUGGUUGCACAAACACUUUACUGAGGACAUCCAGACAUGUCAAUACCGCUCAGUGGAGGUCCUAAUUGGUGCUGACUACAGCACCCCGGCCGACAUCUGGAGCACUGCCUGCAUGGCUUUUGAGCUGGCAACAGGGGACUAUUUGUUUGACCCACAGUCAGGGGCCACAUUCUCCCGUGAAGAAGACCAUAUUGCACAUAUUAUCGAACUGCUGGGACCGCUUCCAUCACAGUUUGCCCUCUCAGGGAAAAAAUCGAAAAGAUUCUUCAACCAUAAAGGACAACUGAGGCGUAUCUCGAGGCUGAAGCCGUGGAGCUUGUUAGAAAUUUUGCUGGAUAAAUAUGAGUGGCCGCAGGACGAAGCGACCCAGUUCAGCUCGUUCCUCCUGACCAUGUUGCAUCUUCAGCCGGGAAAAAGGGCCACAGCGGCUCAAUGUCUGAAACACCCGUGGAUCUCAUCUUGA